Messenger RNA from Scatophagus argus, 2597 nucleotides. RefSeq names its product YKT6 v-SNARE homolog (S. cerevisiae) (gene ykt6). Lineage: Eukaryota; Metazoa; Chordata; Actinopteri; Scatophagidae. Bases 287 to 883 code for a protein of 198 amino acids. Gene Ontology annotation, biological process: endoplasmic reticulum to Golgi vesicle-mediated transport. Gene Ontology annotation, molecular function: SNAP receptor activity. The transcript is spliced from 8 exons. The record is from RefSeq and is a predicted model, not a curated record. Gene Ontology annotation, cellular component: Golgi apparatus.
ACGGAACCAUUAUCCCGCUGGACAGUUUAAGGAUCAUGACGUGGUGAUUGGUCGCUAAACUACAUAUUGAAAACUAAAGUCCCCGGUAACAGUGUUGUGUUUAGAUCGCCGGACUUCUGUUGUACACAUUGAUGAGUUUUAGUUCAUGUGGAAUAAAAAGUUUAUUCGGUUGUUUUGACGGGAAUCAAACAGUUUGCUGCUGAAUUGUGUGCUUUUAAAUUAGAUCAGAGGGGCCGUGUGGUUGUAGUUGCUGUGACUGACUGACCAGAACGGAUCCGGCGACAGCAUGAAGCUCUUCAGCCUCAGCGUCAUCCACAAAGGAGCGACCAAAGCCAACCUCCUCAAAGCGGCCUUUGAACUCUCCUCCUUCAGCUUCUUUCAGCGCUCCAGUGUUCAGGAGUUCAUGACCUUCACCAGUGCCUUGAUUGUUGAGCGGACAUCACAAGGAAGCCGUGCCUCUGUGAAAGAACAAGAGUACCUGUGCCAUGUCUAUGUAAGAAACGAUAACCUGGGUGCUGUGGUCAUCGCAGAUAAUGAAUACCCACAGAGAGUCUGUUUCACAUUGCUAGACAAGGUAUUAGACGAAUUCUCCAGGCAAGUGGACAGUAUAGAUUGGCCCUCUGGUAAACCUGAAACCAUUAGCUACAAAGGCCUGGAUAUUUACUUGGCUAAAUACCAGAACCCCAGAGAAGCAGAUGCGAUGACCAAAGUGCAGGCAGAGCUGGAUGAGACAAAGAUCAUUUUGCACAACACCAUGGAAAGUCUCUUGGAGAGAGGAGAAAAACUGGAUGAUCUUGUGGCAAAAUCAGAGCACUUGGGUAACCAGUCCAAAGCCUUCUACAAGACUGCAAGGAAACAGAACUCAUGCUGUGAAAUCAUGUGAUGCCGCUGCCUUGUCCUCGUGGACACGCCUCUCUCUGCCUUUCCGCUUUUCCUACAACUCCCAUCACGCAUCUGUCACCAGCUCUCGACACGAAGGACAGAACAGUCUCUGUCUAAUCCAGGAUGGGGUGCCAGGAUAAGAGCAAGAAAAGGUGGAAGGAGUGAUGGGGCUUAGUCAGGGGAAGAAGUAACAUUUGCAUUAUUUUUAACCUUUCAAAGGGUAAACAUCUGUGCGGUUUUCAAUACCAGCUGGGGACAUGAUAGUGUGACGUUGUGUUUUGGUGAUGUAUUAUUGAAAUGUCUUCAGGCCAUUUAAUGUUAUUCAGAUUCGGUCAAAUCUUAAUAGUUUGAUUUCAAAGAGUAUUAACCACAGUUGUGCUUCUGCUUCAAGGCAACUCGGACAAUCUCACAGUCUUCAUAAAAUAUGUCGGUUCAAUUAUUGUGUUUUUCUUGCACAUGUAACCUCUGUUGCUCACUAGGUGGCCCUGCUCAUUAACUUUAUUCUUCCAGUGAGCCUCAACAUUGAGGCCAACCCAAAAACUCCAUUGUGAGCCAGGACAGCAAGUAGCUGCUUGGACAUGUGAUAUCAGAAUCUCACUGAAUUUUGCAGUGACUUUGAAACAUGUUUGCUAGACCAGAUUUACUUACAUGACUCCUUUGCUUUUCUUUGUCUUGUAGUGUUUAAUGAAAUCUUUAAACAUUCCCGCUUUAGGAUGAGUGUGUUAUUAAGUGAAAAUGCAUCUUAAAGCUGAUGAUUAACUGGGAGAACAGUCCUAUGUAAAUGUUAUGUUGUCUUAUGAAAAUGGUUCUCUUUAAAUUUUGUCUACUGUAGCCAUACUUUUCACUCUGAGAGCCAACAUGCUAAAAUGUGACCAUUUGGGUCUCUGAUGUCCAGGGCUCAUCUGGAUCUCUCAAACCUGGGAUGGCUGACAUUUUAUCAUCAUAUGUUUUGGCUGAGUUGAUUAUUCAUUUCUCAGCACCAUUUCUCAAGUUUCUCCUGAAAUGGAUGUAAUGUUUGAAAAGAGAACAGACACAACUGAUCUCAUAAGUUGAGCGAUUUCACUUCCCAGUCUUAUUUAAAGACCCUUCAGACUUUUUUUUUUUUUUUUUUUUUUUUAACUUUACUGUCAGCACUGUUUGCUUUGCAUUUAGGUAUGACUGGGUAGACAUUUCUUGACGGAACUGCUGAUCAGUUUAAGAUGAAGAGAUGCCUUCGGUUGUGUAUUUUAGACAUCUGCUCGCUUCUUGCUGUAUGUGUGUAUGAUUUGCUGAUAUACAACAUCUGCAGGCUGCAUUGAUGUUGAGUGCCUGUGUGUGCGGACUUUUGAGUGUUUGUGAUCUGAGCUACUCUUUCUGCUUUUACAUUGUAAACUUUUGUGCAAUAUCUCGACAGACAGUUGGUGUGUGUCUCUCUUUAAAGUAAGGUGAAUAAUUUCUGUUACUCACAAAAGACAGUAAAUUGGCCUUUGUAAAUGCUAUUCUCAUGACUAAUACCCAUAUUAAGUGUAUCCAGGAUUGUUUCUGAUAUUUGUUUUCUCUUCAAAAAUUCCAGUUAAAGUGCUGAAUUUGAUAAUCUGACAGAUCUGUGAAGUUCUGCUAUUUUCAGAUCGUGUUUUACAGACCAUUGUGUUAAACAGUCUGCAUUUAAACGUUUUAUCCAGAUGUGGUUUGCAAGCAAAACAACUAUCAUCAAUAAUAAACUGUUCUUUUCUGUC